UUUAAAGGCGCCAACCAAAAAAAGCGGAGGGACAGAGAGACAAAACUGCCAUCUUUUUACGGCAAGCACUACUGUAUAUAUUUCAGUUUGGUAUUUAAUAUUUAAGAACAAGUACUUUUUGCGGUACAUUUUUAUCCGUGCAAUUAUGCCAGAAGAAACGCCCGUUCCUUCGACCACGGAAAGAAUGGAGGAAGGUCCGUCUGCUUCGUCUAGCGCUCCAGACAGCCCCGGCGGUGACGUCAUGGAGGAGGCCAAGAAGCUGAUUGGCACGGGGAACAGGCACUUGGUGAUGGGGGACGUGGUGUCCGCAGUGAAUGCCUUCCAGGAAGCCUGUGCCAUGCUAGGAAAGAAGUAUGGGGACACUGCUGACGAGUGUGCAGAAGCGUUCUUCCUCUGUGGGAAGUCUUUGAUAGAAUUGGCCAGGAUGGAGAAUACAGUCCUGGGUAAUGCCCUAGAGGGGGUCCCUGAAGAAGAGGUGGAAGAAGGGGAGAAAGCAGAUGACUCAAAAGUUGAGAGUGUGGACAAUGUUGAUGAGAAAACGAGGGACGAGCUUCGAGAGCAGGUCUACGAUGCUAUGGCAGAAAAGGAAGAUGCCAAAACGGAGAAUGAGGAGAGCAAGAACAAGCCAGCGGAUGGUGAGAAGACAGAAGGAGAAGCUGCCACUGUUUCCAAAGAGGGUCAGACUGAGAGUCCUGCCAAGGAAGCAGAAGAGGUUAAAACCAAGUCCCCUGAAAAGGGUGAGGAAGAGACCACGGCUACCCCAAAGAAACCUGGGGAGGAAGAGCCUGAGAAGAAGGCUGAAGAGAAGACAUCGGAAGCGCAGGAUGGGAAGGCGGUGGAAGAAAGCGCUGGAGGGAAAAAGGAAGAGCCCUCUGAAGUGGAAGAAGCCGAGGAGGAGAUGGAGGAGGGUGAAGGAGGUGAGGAGGAGGAAGAUGAUGAUGAUAACGAUGGAGAAGGCACAGCAGAGGAUAAGGACAGUGAAGAGGAGGAGGUUGGCAACCUGCAGCUGGCCUGGGAGAUGUUGGAGGUUGCCAAGGUCAUCUACAAAAGAAAGGAUAACAAAGAUGAUCAGUUGAUGGCAGCCCAGGCACAUCUGAAGCUGGGAGAAGUUAGUGUUGAAUCAGGGAACUAUGUCCAGGCACUGGAGGACUUUCAAGAGUGCUUGUCCAUCCAGCUGAAGCACCUGCUGCCCCACAGCCGCCUGCUUGCGGAGACGCACUACCAGCUGGGACUCGCCUAUGGUUAUACCAACCAGUACGACCUCUCCAUUCAGCACUUCACCAGCUCUGUCCAGGUCAUUGAGAGCCGCCUGGCCAUGCUUCAGGAGGCCAUUGAUAAGGCAGAAGGUGCGGGAAGCCCCACCGAUCAGCAGAAAGAGAUGGAAGAAUUGAAACAGCUUCUGCCUGACAUCAGGGAGAAGAUAGAGGAUGCCAAGGAAAGCCAGAAGACUGCUAGUGUGGCAUCAGAAGCUAUCCAGCAGACCCUGUCUGGAAGCUCCUCAUCUUCUGGAUUUGUGGGAGAAAAUGGAGGGCCCUCUGCAUCCAUAAUCCCAGUGAAACCAGCUGAUGGAGCCUCUUCUUCCAAGUCUGUCACAGACAUCUCCCAUCUGGUCAGGAAGAAGAGGAAACCCGAGGAGGAGAGCCCGUUAAAGAACAGUGACGCUAAAAAGCCCAAACAGGAGACCGCAGUUAAUGGCAGUGGAGACUGUGCCAGCAACGACAAUGGAGUCGAGGAGAAAAUGGAGCAGGAUGAGCCUGUGAAGCCAGCGGCCCCAGUGGAGACGUCGGCGUGAUGGAGCUUCCUGAAGAUGGCAGUUCUCUCUCCCCACCAGCACGUCCACUCCCUCCUCCCCACCUUACAGCUGUGUGUCUUGUAAAUAAAGUAUUUUCAGUCCUUUUUUAACUUUCAUUUUGUAAAACUGUAGGAAAUUUCAAUAAAGCGUAUUUGCAAAACUA
Messenger RNA from Lepisosteus oculatus (spotted gar), 1955 nucleotides. It is a transcript of the gene nasp, whose product is annotated as nuclear autoantigenic sperm protein (histone-binding). Gene Ontology annotation, cellular component: nucleoplasm. Gene Ontology annotation, biological process: DNA replication-dependent chromatin assembly; CENP-A containing chromatin assembly. Gene Ontology annotation, molecular function: histone binding. NCBI's taxonomy places the organism in Eukaryota, Metazoa, Chordata, Actinopteri, Semionotiformes, Lepisosteidae. The record is from RefSeq and is a predicted model, not a curated record.